AUGAAGAUCUCACCAGAGACAAUUAAUAAACUACAAUCAGAUGCAUCAUGCAUAAGAAAUAUUUGUAUACUAGCUCAUGUUGAUCAUGGGAAAACCUCAUUAAGUGAUUCAUUAUUAGCAACAAAUGGUAUAAUAUCACAAAGAAUGGCAGGAAAAGUACGAUAUCUUGAUUCAAGAGAAGAUGAACAAUUAAGAGGUAUAACAAUGGAAGCAUCUGCUAUAUCAUUAUAUUUUAAGUCAAUGAAAAUGCAAAAAGAGAAUGAAACGGAGCCAAUAAUUAAAGAGCAUUUAAUCAAUUUAAUAGAUUCACCAGGUCAUAUAGAUUUUUCGUCAGAAGUAAGUACAUCAUCCAGACUAUGCGAUGGAGCAAUAGUGCUAGUGGAUGCAGUUGAAGGUGUAUGCUCUCAAACCAUAAAUGUUUUACGUCAAUGUUGGAUAGAUAAACUAAAACCAAUACUAGUUAUAAACAAAAUCGAUAGAUUAAUCACAGAAUGGAAAUUAACUCCACUAGAAGCAUAUCAACAUAUAUCAAGAGUUAUAGAACAAGUAAAUUCAGUCAUUGGAUCAUUUUAUGCAGGAGAUAGAUUAGAAGAUGAUUUAAAUUGGAGAGAAGGAGGAGAAAUUGGAGAAUUUAUAGAAAAAGAUGAUGAAAAUUUAUAUUUUAUGCCUGAAAAAAGUAAUGUUAUAUUUGCAUCAGCUAUUGAUGGAUGGGCUUUUUCAAUAAAUACGUUUGCUAAAAUAUAUCUGAAAAAAUUAGGAUUUUCUCAACAAGCAUUGCUUAAAACUCUUUGGGGGGAUUUUUACCUAGAUAUGAAAAACAAAAAAAUUUUACCAGGUAAAAAAUUAAAGAAUGGUAAUAACAAGCCAUUAUUUGUAUCGUUAAUAUUGGAUCAAAUUUGGUCAAUAUAUGAAAAUUGUAUAUUGGAAAGAAAUCAGGAAAAAGUGGAAAAAAUUAUUGAAAAAUUAGGUGCUAAAAUUUCACCAAGAGACUUGAGGUCAAAAGAUUUUAAAAAUUUAUUGAAUCAAAUUAUGUCACAAUGGAUCCCACUAAGUCAUGCUAUACUAGGGGCAGUUAUUGAUUAUUUACCAAGUCCUAUAGUUGCCCAAUCGGAAAGAAUUGAUAAGAUUUUAAAUGAAACUAUAUAUAGUGCUGUUAAAUCAGAGCAAGAUCGAGAUAACUUAGUUGAUCCAAGUUUUGUGAAAGCAAUGCAUAAUUGUGAUAGUUCUCAUGCUGAUAUACACACAAUGGCCUAUGUAUCUAAACUUAUAUCAGUACCGAAUGAGGAGUUACCAAAAGAAGCAGCGAUUGGAGGUGAAGUAUCAGCGGAAGAAUUGAAAGAAAGAGCUAGAAUAGCCAGGGAAUUGGCGAAGAAGGCAUCAGAAGCAGCAGCUAUAGCACAAGAAGCUAAGACUAGUGAAGAUGAGUUUGUAAUUAAACCUAAGAAAGAUCCAUUUGAAUGGGAAUUUGAAGAAGAUGAUUUCGAACAAGAAGAAGAUGAAGAAGAAGAAGAAGAAACUAGUCUUGAAACUUUAGUUGGAUUUACAAGAAUUUACUCAGGUACUUUAUCAAAAGGUCAAAAAUUGACCAUAGUUGGACCAAAAUAUGACCCAUCCUUGCCGAGAGAUCAUGAAAAAAAUAUAGAUCAAAUAAGUAACGAGAUAGAGAUAAAAGAUUUAUUUUUAAUUAUGGGUAGAGAAUUAGUAAGAAUGGAGAAAGUACCAGCUGGAAAUAUUUGUGGAGUUGUUGGAUUAGAUCAUGCUGUAUUGAAAAAUGCAACUAUUUGUUCACCUAUACCUGAAGAUAAACCAUAUAUUAAUCUUGCGUCAACAUCGACAUUGAUACACAACAAGCCAAUUAUGAAAAUUGCAGUUGAACCAACAAAUCCUAUAAAGUUAGCCAAAUUAGAGCGUGGGUUAGACUUGUUAGCAAAAGCUGAUCCUGUGUUGGAAUGGAAUAUUGAUGAUGAAUCGGGUGAAUUAAUUGUUUGUGUCGCUGGAGAAUUGCAUUUAGAGAGGUGUUUAAAAGAUUUGGAAGAAAGAUUUGCUAAAGGUUGUGAAGUUAUUGUCAAAGAACCUGUUAUACCAUUUAGAGAAAGUUUGGCUGAUAAUAAAAUAAAUCAAGAGACAUUAGCUGAAAUUGAAGAAGAUGAUGAUGAGGAGGAAGAUGAUUUGGUGAACAUGGACAUUGAUGUUUGUCCAUUACCUCUUGAGGUUACAAAAUUUUUGAUUGAUAAUGAAUCAGAAAUAAAUGAGAUUGUAAAGAAUAGAGACUAUCAAAACAAGGAUGAGUUUGUUAACAAAUUUGUAUCUGUACUCAAUGAAGAGAAACAAUUUUUUGUGUUCUCGAAAGCCAAAGAAUUGAUUGAUAAUAUAAUAGCAUUUGGACCCAAAAGAAUUGGACCCAACAUUGUAAUCGAUAAAACUAACAAGUUCAAACAUAUAAUAAGUGGGUUUCAACCAGAUGAGAGAUUUGAAUACGGAAAUAAUGUUUUAAAUGGUACCCAAUUAGCAUUAAAUGAAGGUCCGCUAGCAUCUGAACCACUACAAGGUAUUGCAAUUAUUAUAAAAAACAUUUCCAAGAAUGAUAUAGGAGAAGAUAAGAUUACAAGUCCUGGUAAAAUCAUUGGUCAAACCAAGAAUAUAAUUCAUAAACAAUUUUUGAUCAAAUCUCCACGUUUACUACUAGCUAUGUAUACUUGUGAAAUUCAAGCUUCUACCGAUGUAUUAGGAAAAGUCUAUGCUGUUGUUCAAAAGAGAGAAGGAUCAAUAAUAUCAGAAGAAAUGAAAGAAGGUACACCAUUCUUCACGAUUGUUGCAAGAUUACCAGUUAUACAAGCUUUUGGAUUUAGUGAAGAUAUUAGAAAAAAGACUUCUGGAGCAGCAAGUCCACAAUUAGUUUUUGAUGGAUUUGAUAUUUUGGAUAUUGAUCCUUUUUGGGUACCUCAUACAGAGGAAGAAUUAGAAGAAUUGGGAGAAUUUGCUGAAAGAGAAAAUAUUGCAAGAAGAUAUAUGAAUAAUAUUCGAAGAAGAAAAGGUUUGUUUGUUGAUGAAAAAGUUGUGAAUAAAGCUGAAAAACAAAGAACAUUGAAAAAGGAUUAA
Molecule: messenger RNA, 3099 nt
Organism: Lodderomyces jiufengensis
Lineage: Eukaryota; Fungi; Ascomycota; Pichiomycetes; Serinales; Debaryomycetaceae
Gene: RIA1
Product: GTPase
Exons: 1
Coding region: 1-3099 (1032 amino acids)
Biological process (GO): cytosolic ribosome assembly
Cellular component (GO): cytosol; ribonucleoprotein complex
Molecular function (GO): ribosome binding; GTP binding; GTPase activity
Source: RefSeq, a predicted model, not a curated record